Molecule: messenger RNA, 4092 nt
Organism: Bombina bombina (fire-bellied toad)
Lineage: Eukaryota; Metazoa; Chordata; Amphibia; Anura; Bombinatoridae
Gene: KIF3B
Product: kinesin family member 3B
Exons: 9
Coding region: 138-2360 (740 amino acids)
Biological process (GO): microtubule-based movement
Molecular function (GO): ATP binding; microtubule binding; microtubule motor activity
Source: RefSeq, a predicted model, not a curated record
CGGAAGUAAGAGCCGGCGUCAGUGGGCAUCCGGCGCUGGACCGUGGCUCAUAACGGAGUGACCCUGAGGGGCCUGUGGCAACGGGAGAUGCGGGUUGUGAAGUAAAGUUUCUGGUUAGAGCUAUAUUGUCAGCUACAAUGUCUAAGUCUAAGAGUUCUGAGACGGUGCGAGUUGUAGUGCGCUGUCGACCCAUGAAUAGCAAGGAAUUGGCUGCUGGGCAUGAGAAAAUGGUUCAAGUGGAUGUAAAACUUGGUCAAGUGGCAGUAAAAAAUGCUAGAGGAUCUCCCAAUGAACCACCUAAAACUUUUACCUUCGAUGCUGUAUAUGAUUCUGAUUCCAAGCAGGUUGAUCUGUAUGAUGAAACAUUCAGACCUUUGGUGGACUCUGUCUUGCUUGGUUUCAAUGGAACAAUCUUUGCAUAUGGGCAGACAGGCACAGGGAAAACAUUCACUAUGGAAGGAGUAAGGGGUGAUCCAGAAAAGAGAGGUGUCAUACCUAACUCAUUUGAACAUAUAUUCACCCACAUCUCCAGGUCUCAGAAUCAGCAAUAUUUGGUGAGGGCUUCUUACCUAGAAAUCUAUCAAGAGGAAAUCAGAGACCUUCUUUCUAAGGAUCAAACCAAGCGCUUAGAACUGAAAGAGAGGCCUGACACAGGUGUUUAUGUUAAAGACCUUUCUUCUAUUGUCACCAAGAGUGUCAAGGAGAUAGAACAUGUUAUGAAUGUGGGGAACCUACACCGUUCAGUAGGAGCCACCAAUAUGAAUGAGCACAGUUCACGUUCUCAUGCAAUAUUUGUUAUCUUCGUUGAGUGUAGUGAGCUUGGUUUGGAUGGGGAGAAUCAUAUCCGUGCUGGAAAGUUAAAUCUGGUAGACUUGGCAGGUAGUGAAAGGCAGGCAAAGACAGGCGCACAGGGAGAACGGCUGAAGGAGGCUACAAAAAUUAACCUGUCGCUUUCAGCUUUGGGAAAUGUCAUCUCUGCCCUUGUCGAUGGAAAAAGUACCCAUAUCCCAUACAGGGAUUCCAAGCUUACUAGGUUACUGCAAGACUCACUGGGUGGCAAUGCAAAAACAGUUAUGGUGGCCAAUAUAGGACCUGCCUCCUAUAAUGUGGAGGAAACCCUGACAACCUUGCGCUAUGCCAACCGGGCUAAAAACAUAAAGAACAAACCUAGAGUAAAUGAAGAUCCCAAAGAAGCCUUACUUCGGGAAUUUCAGGAGGAGAUUGCAAGAUUAAAGGCACAACUUGAAAAGAAAGUAGUUGGUAAAAGGAGAAGACGAAGAAGAAGACCAGGAAGAGAGGGAGUAGGAGGGGGUGAAGAGGAUGAAAGUGACUCUUGCGAAGAUGAGGUGGAUGAUAAAGAUUAUUGGAGAGAGCAACAGGAGCGUCUGGAAACUGAGAAGAAAGCAAUCGUGGAAGAUCACAGUUUGGUUGCUGAAGAGAAAAUGAAGUUAUUAAAGGAAAAAGAGAAAAAAAUGGAUGAUCUGAAAAAAGAAAAGGAAGCCAUGGAAAUGCUGAGUGCCAAAGUCAAGUCCAUGGAAAGUAAACUUCUUGUGGGUGGUAAAAAUAUUGUGGACCACACAAAUGAGCAGCAGAAGAUUCUUGAACAAAAGAGGCAUGAAAUUGCAGAGCAGAAACGCCGCGAGCGAGAAAUGCAGCAGCAGAUGGAGAGUCGGGAUGAGGAAACCUUGGAGUUAAAAGAAACAUACAGCUCGUUACAACAAGAAGUUGAUAUAAAAACAAAGAAGCUUAAAAAGCUAUUUUCUAAGCUGCAGGCAGUGAAAGCGGAAAUCCACGACCUGCAAGAGGAACACAUCAAAGAGCGCCAGGAACUGGAACAGACACAAAAUGAGCUAACCAGGGAAUUAAAACUCAAACACCUUAUUAUUGAAAAUUUCAUUCCAAUGGAAGAAAAAAACAAGAUGAUGAAUAGAUCAUUUUUUGAUGAUGAGGAGGAUCAGUGGAAACUACAACCAAUAAGCAGACUAGAGAAUCAACAGAUGAUGAGGCGCCCGGUGUCUGCUGUGGGCUACAAGAGGCCGUUAUGUCAGCAUGCCAGGAUGUCAAUGAUGGUUAGGCCUGAGCCCAGACACAGGGCAGAAAAUAUUGUACUUUUGGAAUUGGACAUGCCAAGCCGCACCACACGAGAUUAUGAGGGUCCUACUGUUGCUCCCAAAGUCCAGGCUGCUUUAGAAGCAGCUCUUCAAGAUGAAGAUGACAUACAAGUUGAUGCAUCAACAUUUGAAAGCACAUCCAGCAAGAAAUCAAAAGCUAGACCUAAAUCUGGCAGACGAUCUGGUGCUUCCAGUGCCUCUGCUGGAUCUCCCCUCUUCCCACAGUCCCGUGGCCUGGUUCCCAAAUAACGUGCAGGAAGAAUUCUGUUGCCUGGACUAGUGUUAACUGGGGACUGAAAUCUCACAAUAUAAAAUGAUGCAUGGCGACUUUGUGAAGGAUUUUAGCUAUAUGGUGGCAUACAGUGGCGUGGGUCAUGACUGAGCCAUCUUUAAUGUCUGUUGGUAUUUGUCAGUUUUACCUGAAUGUAUAUGAAGGUUUUUUUUCUUUUAAAUCUUGAUUACAGGGAGACUAAACUCGAACAAAAAUAUCUUGCAUAUGAAAAAGCACUACUUGAACAGGUUAAAAUACAUCAUGAAACAUGUUUAUCUUGAUUUACAAACUAACAGGAAGUGCAUGUCUAUGUACAUUGUGUUUGUGGAACAGAUUGCUAACUGGCUGAUGAGGACAACCCCACAACUCUAUUGUUGGUAAAAAUAAGCACAUGAACAUUUGUUGUUCAAAAAAGUGGAUUACAUUUUAAAAUACCCUCUGUUAGAUGCAACAAAUUAACUUUAAUGUCCUUUUAAUAUUCUGACAAUAUACAUUGAUCCAGGGCCUAGCCUGCUUUAGUGUCCAGUUCUAGAGCUGAAUAAUGUUGCCCAUGUGUGUUAACUUGUCAAUAGACAUAGAAGAAUGACCUUUUAUCAGGCUGUGAGUGCUGCUUAGUAUACGUGAGGCCACUGAAUGCUUCAUGUAUGUAAUAAGCUGGGGCAUACAAAUUCCUCUGUCCCUAAACAUGUAGUGUACAUACCUAUUUAUUUGUACUUUUCUUUACUGAUGUGAAUGUAAAUCUAACAAUAAAAAUCUGAUCCUUCCUGCAACUGCUUAUUGCCAGAGUGGAGGGAAAAAUGGAAGGUCAGGUCACUACCGACCAAGCUAACAUAAAGUGCAGUGUGCUCCUUACUAUUGUACACACUCACCACCCCGCACACUAUCAGACAAUGCUCGGGUGCACUACAAGAUACACUAUUACUUCAUGGUAAGGGCCAUGUGUCCCUGUAAAGCAAUCGCACCACUUGGCACAGUAUCUGAAAAUAAGAGCACCAUCUCAUAGUGAAGCACUUUACUAUAAUGCACUAAUAAUGGAUAAUUCACGUCUUGCCUCCUUAAAGGGACAUUAUACACUUACUCUAUAAACAUUGUGUUUGUCCAAUUCUUUCUAGAGACACUAAAAGCAAAUUCUGUCACCUAGAUCUUUCUUCAAAAUACUGCAAAUCACACAUGUAAUUUGCAACAUUUUGAAGAAAAUCUAGUUAGAGUUUGCUUUUUGGAUACUUUAGGGAGUCUGGGACAAGUACAAUUCUUAUACAAAAGCAAGAGAUCUUUAAUGUCCUUUUAAUGUCCUUUUUAUUCCAAAUUUUAACCAACCAUCAUGUUCUGGUACAUGUUUUGCUUUCAUGCAGAGGGGUGUUAUAUUAGAGAUGUCUGCAGUUUAAAGGGACACCCAGCUGUGUUAAUUUUACAGAACGUUAAACUCUGUACAUAAUGUUAUAAGCAGAAAAUAUGUGACACUUGUAUAUAAAUAAGCUCAUAGGAUAUCAAGCACUAUAUAGAAGAUCCAGACUUGCACUUAUAUUGUCAGUGAAAUUCAGUGUGUUAUGUAACAUAACCAUUUAUGUAUUCUAACAGAUUGUCUACAUGUAUUGUGUCCAAACUGGAUAUUCUCUCAUACUUUAAAAACAAAUAACAAAAAACAUUAGUAUUAUGUUUUUUUUUAAUCCCUUAACUUCCUCAGGGGCAAAAUAAAUACCAGAAACAAAA